GUUGGAUAUUGCGGGACCUGGACCUGCGGGGGGUGGUGAAGGAGGAACUUGGUUGAAUAUUUCAUUAGUUUUGUAGUUUUGAAAAUGGUGCCUUGCUGAUGGAUGUUGUUUGUGCGAACGGUUUUCGUCGUCCUUUUCCGGUUGGAUCCAGCUGUCCAGAACCAGAAUCGCUUGAUCAUCGUGGGAUACCCUGCUGGUGGUCACUGCUUCUGGGACAGGUCACCGGGAAAAGUUCGGGUUAAUGCUGAUUAAAUUAGAACAACAAGGAACCGUUGGAGUGCGUGUCGUCAACCCGAAAGAAUCCCGCAGCGUCCUCUGGCCAUGUGCAACCUCGGACGAGUGCAGUAAGGCGACCGGGGCGCACUGUUCGAUCUACGGGUACUGCCAGUGUCCGGCGGGUUAUGUCUUUUCCACCGACGUUACGCGCUGCCUGCCCGAGUCACCGUAUGGGGUAAAGUGCGACGAGGCGGUUCAGUGUUCUCAUAUGCUUACCGGUUCCAAGUGCGAGGAAGGUAUAUGUACCUGUGAUACAAACUACACGUACGUCCGGGGCCGAUGCCGUCAGCUAGCGAACCUCCACGAACCCUGCAAUGAUGACAUCGACUGCUUCUUUAGCUACAACCGGGAAGCUGUGGUAUGUCGAUCCGGUCUAUGCGAAUGCGCACCCGGGUUCUACGAACGAAGCACAAAUGUAUGCCGACGUCGAGCGUCUCUUGGUGAACCCUGUCUGGUGAACCAGGACUGCGCCGAUGAGGGCGGGGUAUGUCAGGCGGAUGUCUGCCAGGAGCCGGGAGCGGCAGCACAAACGAAAACAUUUAGGGAUGUUGGCGUACAGGCACGGCCGGAAGAAACGCCGGAAACGAGGGCCAGGGCCAUCGACCGGCACCAGCAAACUAGCGGCGAUAGCAAUGCGGCGUUGCUGGACGACGAGACUGAGAGACGCAAGGAGAGCAGUUCAAGUGGUGCUACGGCGAAGAGAGUUAGACUACAGACAAGCUUUGAUUCGCCAACCAAGGAGGAGAGUACGGCAGCUUUUGGGGACCUUUGUGCGGAGGAGAUGCAGGAAUGUCCGGGCAUGCCGUAUUCGGUGUGCAAGGUUGGACAGUGCCACUGCCAGGAUGGAUUCUACUACCAUUCGGUGGAUGCACGCUGCAAGGCCGAACUGGGCGAGUUCGUAAGGUCAGCGGAGGACUGCGGCGGUGGGACCUUCUCCGCCCAAGGACGGUGCGUGUGUCGGAACGAUCAGUUUUAUAACUACAACAUGAGGACUUGUUUGAAAGGUGUUCUCGGGAUCAACACUCCGUGCACGGCCAGUAGCCAGUGUUCGCCGUACGGAGCGGCGUACUGUCCAACGCAAACCCCAAAACGAUGCGCCUGCUACCCGUAUGCCACGUACGACGCCCAGCAGCAGAUGUGUGUGCCCAAAAAAGGCUACGAAGAGUACUGCGAGAAGGAAGACCACUGCACGCUGGAGAAUGCCCGCUGUACCGAGGUGAAUACCUGCGUCUGCAAGCCGGACUUUGUGUACGUCAACGAGCGGUGCAAGGCGGCCAAGGGUGGGCCCUGUGUGAGCGCCGACGAUUGUGGCUUCGACAAGGCGAGCUGUGAGCCGGCCACGGGAAGCAACGAUCAGGCGACGAAGAAGUGUGACUGCAAGAAGGGAUAUCUGUACCACGGGAACUCGUGCCUGAAGGAGGCGGAAGCGUAUGAAGAGGAGUGCAGUGCCAACGAGCAGUGCCAGCCGUUGCUCGGGAAGCUGGGCAAAUGUAUGGACGAAAAGUGCCAGUGCGAUGAGAAGGACACGCAUUACAAUGAUGGCCAGUGCCAUGAGAAAAAAGCUUUGGACGAACGGUGCACCAAGUCCAGCGAGUGCUUCGUGGAGGAAGGUCUCGAGAACGUCGAGUGUCGCAACAUGAGCUGUCAGUGCAAGUUUGACACAUCCCCGGACGUGGAACAGCAGCGUUGCGUUAAACCCAGUAGUGGCAAAAAUUCUUCCGGCCGACCCAGCGCACUUAAGGUCAUCACACUGAUGCUGACGAGUGCCGCGGUUCUGAUUACGGGAUCAGCUCUUCGGGAUGCUUAUUACGCGUAGUACCUACGAGAGGGUCGAUCUUAUCGAAACGAAAAAUUGCAGCCAUUUUUAUAACAGCGGCGGCGGCGAAGUCUCGCAGAUUGCAGGUUGAACAGAAAAGCAAUUGAAUAUAUCUAAACUAUCAUCAAGAUAUCACAACAAAAAUGUUUACUUCUGUAUUCCUACUUAGAAGGUGACGUAGUUUUCAUGCUCUACUGGUAGAAUGGCUAAACAAUCAACUAGCAUCGGAUUAUCUAAGGGCUUCAAAGAUUUUUUUAUUGAGUAGAGAGAUCAUUUGUUGAACUAUUGAUAAGCCCUGUAAAUACAAAUAAUAAGAAACAGCAUAAGAAGAACAGUCGGAUUGUUAUGUUCAGUCUAGCAAGGUAGCUCUUUAAGAUAUUAUAAAUAUAGAAAUUUAUAAAUUGACAAAAUAAACGAAGCGUAGGUUUAUUUAAUAAAUAAAAGCAAUAAUCAAAUGAUA
This is a messenger RNA of Culex pipiens pallens (northern house mosquito), 2552 nucleotides long. Its product is annotated as prion-like-(Q/N-rich) domain-bearing protein 25. The record is from RefSeq and is a predicted model, not a curated record. The transcript is spliced from 8 exons. The coding region runs from base 242 to 2092 and encodes 616 amino acids. NCBI's taxonomy places the organism in Eukaryota, Metazoa, Arthropoda, Insecta, Diptera, Culicidae.